UUACGGUAUAUGCCCACAGCCGUCUGACAAGUAGGCCUAGUGUGUGUGUGUGUACAUGUGUGUAUAACGAACGAGUAGGCCCAGCUCCCAUCAAACAUGCCGCUGUCCCGGUUAGGAUACUGGAAAAUUCGAGGGCUUGCCCAACCCAUCCGUCUGUUGUUGACCUAUGCUGGUGAAGACUAUGAAGACAUUUUAUAUGAGCAAGGAGAAGGGCCAGAAUUUAGCAGGGAUGCCUGGAUCAGUGUAAAGGAAUCUAUAGGCCUGGACUUCCCUAAUCUGCCGUAUUAUAUUGAUGAUGAUGUACAAAUGACACAGAGUAACACUAUCAUUAGGUACAUCGCUGGCAAAUAUGACCUUCUGGGAAAGUCUAAAGAAGAAAAAGUUAAAUGUGACAUGAUGCUGGAAAAUGCAAUGGACUUCAGAAAUGGAACUGUUCGUCUUUGUUAUAAUCAAGAAUAUGAUCAACUGAAAAGUAACUACUUUGAAAGGUUGUUGAAGGUCGUGUUUCCAUCAUUUGAAAAGUAUUUGGGUAAACACUCAUGGUUUGCUCAUGGAGAAGAGGUAACGGCUUGUGAUUUUCCAAUGUAUGAACUACUGGACCAACAUCUAUUGAUGAAACCUGGUUGCCUUGACAAUUUCCCGAAUCUGUCAGCUUUCAAGAAACGAUUUGAGGCGAUACCAAAGAUUAAAGAUUACUUACAAAAUCCAAGAUAUAUUGCUCUCCCUGUCAACAACAAAGUGGCUAAGUUUAGAUAGACAAAUUAAACUGAUUGUAUGAGUUAAUUCAAUAUUAACACACUCUAAACAAUUCAUUAAUACUUUUCUAAAUUCAAUGUUUUGUUAUUUCCUAGCAGACAUGUAGUAAUAUGUAGGUUAAAAGUCUAUGAAGCAAUCAAUGAAUUCUUAUACCGUGGUGAAGUCAUUGUGAUGAUGAUAGUACCAUUAAUCCUUUUUCUAUACCUAAUUUAUCUGGCAGUAGACCCAUAUGUCUUAGUAAUAAGCCUGUACAUAUCUAUUACCAGUUGGUAGAAUUACCAACCAAAAUUUGUCCUUUGUCCAGUAUUAAGCACAUCACUGACUCUUAGUGGGAAGUUACAGGCUGCAAGGCUCUUUGGUUUUAUUACAGGAUAAAUGUAGUACUCGUCAAGUAAUUUCUGCAUGUUAUUGUUGGCAAAGCUUUAGACGGUGGUGCCAACUUAGUUUUGUCUAGUUCAAAACCUUUUGUGGUACAUACUGCAUUGAUGUUGGAGGUAUUUCAGGUGGCUGGGAAAUAUUUAGUUGCUUUUUGUAUUAGUUUGAUUAUAUUUGCUAUUAGUAUUGUUGACUCCUUGUGAUGUUGCUGGGUCUAUUCAUAAUAUGGAGAACAGUGAUUGUAAUGGUAACUAUUAGUAUUUAACAAGAUAUCUUUUCAUAUUUCUGAUAAUCUGAAAGGAGAUAAUAUCCCUUUUCUAGAAAUAUUUAUCCAGAAAACACUGCGGUCAUUGUUUAUCUUGCAGUUUAAUAAAAAAGUUUUUUUUUUUUUGCAAAGUUGUCAUCAAGGUCAUUGUUACAGAGACAGCAAUUUGAGUGUGUAACACGAGUAAUAAAUACAGUGAUGUAAUCUCAGCGGUCAUUCCACAUGUCCACAUCUUUGUUGACACACAAGAUCUGUAUGUCAGUUCACAGUUAAUUUUUUUAUAUUAUUUCAGAGAUCAAAAUUUUCACAGCCACAUCAGUGGCCAACGAAAGAGCGUCCCACAAAAAUAACUGGCUAUAUUAAUAUUGUAUAUAUAAAGGAGGUAAUUUAAACUGUUCCUCGAGGUCAUUAAUUUGAAUACAGACACACAGAUUUUGGACAUAUUAACAAAUACAGUUUGUCUGUAUUCUCUAAUUUAAAAAUCACUACCUAGUUCUAAUGUCAUUUCUAGUCUUUAAUUCAGUUUGGCAAAACUUACUUCAUUGACUAAGUAGAUCAUUAUGAAGCCUAUUAUUAAUUUAUUAGAAAUGCUGGUUAACAUUUAUCAAGAAAAUACUGGUACUACUACACAAAACUUUAAAUUGCUAAUGCUUUGAUUGCAGAUUUUAUUUUUUUUUCUCUUCCAAAUGAUUAAGUUAUGACGAGUAUACACAAUUGUUUGCAUUUUUAUAUAAUGCCUAUUUUCUGUUACCAGAGUUUAAAUAAAGGUGUUUAUAUAUUGCAAA
Pecten maximus is the source of this 2181-nucleotide messenger RNA. Its product is annotated as glutathione S-transferase Mu 5-like. The transcript has 7 exons. Gene Ontology annotation, biological process: glutathione metabolic process. The record is from RefSeq and is a predicted model, not a curated record. Lineage: Eukaryota; Metazoa; Mollusca; Bivalvia; Pectinida; Pectinidae. Gene Ontology annotation, molecular function: glutathione transferase activity. Bases 97 to 756 code for a protein of 219 amino acids.